AUGGUAUGGGGUAUAAGAUGGACGAGAGAUGAUGAGGAUGAGCCAGUUGAUGUUCAGGCACCAUCUACACCGGUUCAAGAUGACGUGCAUAUGGUGGUAGAGGCAGAUUUUCUCCAUCUGGUAGAUGUGCCUUAUCCUUCUGAUGUAGAGGCAACAACUACUAUAGAGAUUACUCUCGAGACAAUUAUUGAUGCACAUACUUCACAUACGGAUGUUGAGGUGCCACCUACUGAUGAUGUGGAAGUUACUACACCUGUUGAGACAUAUGUCACUACUCAUACUUCGACAGACCCGUUUGUACACAUAAAUAGGAGGUUUCCUGGCAAGAACAUCUUACUCACGAAGUCAAACCUGGAGAAAAAGUAUGAGACUUAA
This is a messenger RNA of Vicia faba (fava bean), 375 nucleotides long. The record is from the annotation of a GenBank genome assembly. NCBI's taxonomy places the organism in Eukaryota, Viridiplantae, Streptophyta, Magnoliopsida, Fabales, Fabaceae.